Molecule: messenger RNA, 3116 nt
Organism: Macaca mulatta (Rhesus monkey)
Lineage: Eukaryota; Metazoa; Chordata; Mammalia; Primates; Cercopithecidae
Gene: MARCHF4
Product: membrane associated ring-CH-type finger 4
Biological process (GO): protein ubiquitination
Cellular component (GO): Golgi stack; trans-Golgi network
Molecular function (GO): ubiquitin-protein transferase activity; zinc ion binding
Source: RefSeq, marked provisional
CUCGCCCGAAGGGACCUUUGAUGGAACCGAGGGGUGGGGGGGGCACGGAUUUGCCGACUGCAGCAGGGGUGGGCUGGGGGCUGAGAUAAUGUAACCGCUCCUUUCUCCUGUUCUCUCCCACACGCCCCCCUCCUCUACCCCUGUUCUCUGCUCCACCGCCCUCUCACCCCGGUACACACAUCCUUCCUCUAGCCAGGAUCUUCACGCUCAGGAAGGAGGCGCCUCUGCAAGGGUUAAACGAUCUUUUCUUUUUCUUCCAUCCUUUUUCCUUCCUAACCCUCUAUUUUACCUCUCUUCUCCUAAUUGGCUUUCCCCUCUUCUGCUUAGCCCUUUGGCUGCAGAGGCAAAGCACAAGCCCCUAGCCCAGUUUCACCUGCAACCCCCUCCCCCACCCAACUGCUCUCUUAAAAGCAACUCUGGUGCUUCUGGGGGUUAAUUGCCCCAGUUUUCUGCCCAGGAGAAUUAAAACUUCUCCCAAUCUUCUCUCCUCCCCUACCUUGACUCCCCCUAACCCCUACCACCUGAGAAGAACUAUCUUUUCUCUCUCACACAUGCAGUCUUCAAUUCUUCAUUGAGCUAGUUUUCUCUAAGCCCAGUUCAAUCCACUCCAAAUUUGAUUUACAAUUGUCCUCACCCUUUUAUAUAAAAGAAAGAUUUCUCACGGCCUAGGAAUUUGAGAAGAACCCAAUAAUCCUUUCCUGGGGAACUUUUAAACAAUUCAACAUUGAUCUUAAGGCUCUAGUGGCCCCUUCAGCACACUUCUUCAAACCCUCUGCUCCUACCAGUGUCCUCAGGUCAAAGGCAGAAAGGAGACACACUGAACAAAGUUGGAGGUUGGGGUGGGUGUGUGAGGGCAAGAAAAACUUUUUUGUUAUUGGGCUUUGCAGGUGGAGUUCAGAACCAGUGACUCACACUUCUCAGUCCUGGGAUCAAUUUAUUUGCUACUUGGAGGGGUUGAACGAAAAGCCAGUGAGAAAGCAGACUGCCCCCACAAUACAGAUCCACUGUGGGCCCCCAAACCUGUCCUGUCCCCCUCUUUUAAGACUCCGGCCACCCCUCUUGGGCUCUCUCCUUCCACGGGGCACAUGCUGAUGCCCCUGUGUGGGCUGCUCUGGUGGUGGUGGUGCUGCUGCUGCGGCUGGUACUGCUGUGGAUUGUGCGCCCCAGCCCCCCAGAUGUUGCGCCACCAGGGUCUCCUCAAGUGCCGCUGCCGCAUGCUCUUCAAUGACCUGAAGGUUUUCUUACUGCGGCGCCCUCCUCAAGCGCCCCUGCCCAUGCACGGCGACCCCCAGCCCCCCGGUUUGGCGGCCAACAACAACACCCUUCCGGCUCUGGGCGCCGGGGGGUGGGCAGGCUGGAGGGGCCCCCGAGAAGUGGUGGGCAGGGAGCCCCCUCCUGUGCCACCUCCACCCCCCUUGCCACCUUCUUCUGUGGAAAAUGACUGGGGUGGCCCAGCCACAGAGCCACCUGCCUCACUGCUCAGCAGUGCCUCCUCAGAUGACUUCUGUAAGGAGAAGACCGAGGAUCGUUACUCACUGGGCAGCAGCUUGGACAGUGGUAUGAGGACCCCACUCUGCCGCAUCUGCUUCCAGGGGCCAGAACAGGGGGAGCUGCUGAGCCCGUGCCGCUGCGAUGGCUCGGUCAAGUGCACCCAUCAGCCUUGCCUCAUCAAGUGGAUCAGCGAGCGGGGCUGCUGGAGCUGCGAGCUGUGCUACUACAAGUACCACGUCAUCGCCAUAAGCACAAAAAAUCCUCUGCAGUGGCAGGCCAUCUCUCUGACGGUCAUUGAGAAGGUUCAGGUUGCAGCCGCCAUCCUGGGCUCCCUCUUCCUCAUCGCCAGUAUUUCUUGGCUCAUCUGGUCAACUUUCAGCCCCUCGGCAAGAUGGCAGCGCCAAGACCUUCUCUUCCAGAUCUGCUAUGGGAUGUAUGGCUUCAUGGACGUGGUGUGCAUAGGUCUCAUCAUCCAUGAGGGACCCUCGGUGUAUCGCAUCUUUAAACGGUGGCAGGCUGUCAACCAGCAGUGGAAAGUGCUGAACUAUGACAAGACAAAAGACCUGGAGGAUCAAAAGGCAGGAGGCAGGACCAACCCCCGGACCUCCUCAUCCACCCAGGCCAAUAUCCCCUCCUCGGAAGAGGAGGGCGCAGGCACCCCUGCCCCUGAGCAGGGCCCUGCCCAGGCUGCCAGCCACCCCUCAGGCCCUCUGUCCCAACACCACUGUGCUUAUACCAUCCUGCACAUCCUGAGUCACUUGAGACCCCAUGAACAGCGGAGUCCCCCAGGCAGCAGCCGAGAGCUGGUCAUGAGAGUCACGACAGUGUGAGAGCAGAGGCCCAGGAGGAAGGCCAUGACCACCACUGAGGGCCCGGAGCAGGGUGGGGAGGUGCAGUGGCACCCCCAGAGCCAGCAGAGGGAGCAGGCAGAGGGUGGGGGGCCUGGCAGGAGCCUGGGGCAGGCUCAGAGUGGGAGUGAGGCUGGUGCAGGAGCAGUUCUGCUAUUUCCAAUCAGUCAAUGCCACUCACACAACAGCAAUGAAAACCAACACCAACUCAACAACAAAGUGCAAUACAGGCUGAACCCGGCCCAACAGAAAAAACCUGCCCCAAUGCGCCCGCAGGCAAGGUACCUGAAGAAGCAGAGGCGGAGGGCAGGCAAAGCCUGUGUGACUGGUGGCAGUGCCGGAGGCCAAGGGGGCCAAGAGGAAAAGCGUCUGUGGUCUGCUCUGCUCUCACCCUGUUUGGUUUUGUUUCUCCUGGGGCUGUGUUCUGCAGGCAGCCAGGAAAGGGGGAGGCUCGUGAGCGAGCUGGCAGGGACACACUGCCUUUGGGGAUCCUGGGCUCAUUUGGAUGGGCAAGAUUCGCUGACAAAUGGCUGUGGGGAUGGAGGGGUGGAUGGUCAGGGAGGGAUGCGCAGGGAGGGAGAGCUGGUGUGAGCAGCCAGAGGGAGAGGUGUGUCUCCUUCCUGAAGGAACUUCCAAAUGGAACUCCCGAUUUCAGGUGGGCUCAAAGAGGGCUUAGGUUUGGAAAAGGGUGUCUUUCUGUGCCCUUGUUAAUUUAUUUUAUAGUGCUUUGGUUCAAAGAUGUUUACAGGACACACACACACACACACACACACACAC